Molecule: messenger RNA, 4801 nt
Organism: Corythoichthys intestinalis (scribbled pipefish)
Lineage: Eukaryota; Metazoa; Chordata; Actinopteri; Syngnathiformes; Syngnathidae
Exons: 5
Coding region: 29-907 (292 amino acids)
Biological process (GO): regulation of cell differentiation
Cellular component (GO): membrane
Source: RefSeq, a predicted model, not a curated record
GCCUUCAUUUGUGUACUUUGGAGCAGCCAUGAACACAGUCGGCGGCGUUCACCGAGGCUACCUCAGGAAAUACGGGGGCUUCAUGUUCAAGCAGUGGAAAGACAAAUUCGUCGUUCUCAGCAUGGAGGGCAGCCUGCUGGUGUGUCGCGAUGGCGAGUCGCCGCCCGACCAAGUGGUGGAGCUGCAAAAUCAUUGCGAGCUAAUCGUGGAGGGCCGCGAGAUCUUGGACCUGCCAAGGCUGCCGGCGGGGGGCCGCAGAGACUGCUGCUUCGCCCUCAUCCUGCAGCAGAGCAAGUUCCUACUGAUGCUGGCAGACAACCCGGACGACUGCACUAUGUGGCUGAAGCUGAUAAGGAAAGUAAGAGAGGGCGUCAUGUCACCCGCAAGCCUGCAGAGGCAGCGCAGCAUCACCCGUUGCAUCACUGACAGGGAGCCUCUGCCCGACAACUCCAGCGACAAGGACCCCGGGUCGCCCCGGGCCGGUGAGGGGACCCCUCCGCCAUCGGCCCACGUCGCAGAAAGGGGCGGUUCACUGAGGGAGAGAAGCCAAGCAGGUGGGCCCCAUCGGCCCCUCCGCAGCGUCUCGGUGGCUCCCCCUCACCGGGUGUCGGAUUGUCUCCGCCACGGCAACAGCAGCGACGCCCGGGCGGUGCGGGCGGUCUGCCUGCUUAUGGGCGGGGCGGCGGCCUCCUCGGCCCUGGGCUACCUCAGCUCCUGCUCACCGCCAUCGCCUUCGGUGGGCAGGGCAGCCGACAUGGGCCACGUCCUCGGGGGCCCGGGGGUGUUCACGGAGAUGCCGGCCGGGGGUUCCUUUCAGGAUGUGGAUUCCGACACGCACUUCAACAGCUUCGACUUUGAGGGCGACUCCGACUUUGACGCCUUUGAUUGCGGAGGGUUUGCCUUUUGAAACCCUUACAAAAAAAUUGGUGUCCUUUUGGGAUAGGGGAGAACGGGGUUGGUCGUCACAUUUGCUAUAAAUCAACCAACAGAGGGCGAUAUUGUGCUAUAUUCCAUUUUGGGCCAGUCAAAAUGUUCAAAAAUACAAAGGAAAAACAUUAGUCUCCAUAUUUAAUAAACCCAUUUCUAUGAUUAUUAUUUAUGUUGUCAAUAAAAAACAGUAAAUACUAGGGGUGUAGCGGUGCACAAAAAUCUCGGCUCAGUACAUACCUCAGUUUUGAGGUCACGGUUCGGUUCAUUUUCGGUACGGUAAGAAAACAAAAUGCAAAAUAUAAAUGUGCUAGUUGUUUAUUACACACCUUUGUGCUUUCAACAACAGGAACAUUAGCCUAUACAAAGCUAGAAUUCUGCUCAAAAAGUAGCGCGUAUUUAAAGAUAAUCCAACAACAAUUUGCCUUUCAGACCCUGCGUAUUGGUCAGCUUUCUUUUUGAAAGAAAGAAGAAAAAAGAAGUCCUGUGCUAAAGGGAAAAGCAAUCCCAAUGACAAAGAUUUUAACAUGUAUUUUACAAAUGAAAUGCCUCAAUGAAUCUUUUUUUUUUCUUAUGAAAGGUUUUCAAAAGCUUUAUUGGUGGAUUUUCUCAAGUUAAAGCGCCACACAGAAAUUAAUAAAUUGUGUAAGCAGGAUCUGUAUUAUUCUUAUUAUUUAAUUAUAGGUGUUUUAGCUCAUUUCAAUUUAUUUUAUUUAAAUGGGCUAUUAUUUAUUUUAUUAUGUGUUUAUAUUUUAGUAGUAUUCAUUUAUAUUGUAUAUUUUAUGUUGUAUAACUUUAGUUCCUAUGUAAAUAUUAGUUCCUACUUGUUUUGUUGUGGUAGGAGGGUUUUGUAUUGAACACGGGGCCGUGUUGGUUAUUAUUAUAGCAGAGAAGACAGCAGUAAAUCAACAAAGACAAGUCAACUGUGCCCCGAUCUACCACUCAAGAGAUCUGAUGGACUCAAAAAGUGGAUUACGAUUGCAUAUUAGUUUGAAAAUCGACCGGAUCCACCAUAUUUUUACACGAGUGACUUCCGGUCUACCCGAUCCUAGCUACCGGUAGUAGUAUUGACGCAGGAGGGUCGCGUCUCGCGUCUAAUAAUAAACUCUGCCGUUCUUUUUGCGUGCGUUGUGUUGAGCUGCUUCUUGGACGUGUCUAACACGCGGCCGCUUAGUGAUUGGUGUGCAUUGGCUGAUUAGCUUUAACACCCGCGUUUCACUGCGUUGUCGCGCCGUUGACAUUUCUGGGUUAUAUACUGUCCUACCGUGUUGGUCCUCAUUACAGUAGAGAAGAUGGAGUAAAAAUAAUCAACACAAAGAAACUGUAACCCACGGGUGUCCAAACUUUUUGCAAAGGGGGCCAGAUUUGGUGUGGUAAAAAUGUGGGGGGCCGACCUUGGCUGACGUCCUUUACGUAGAACAAUAUGAGCAAAUUUUAGCAAGCCAUUCUGUGUGUCAUUGUUUUUUUUUAAUUGAUAAUUUCAACAAUCUCGCAACCUGCUUUUGAGGCGUUCUCUUUCGACUCUCAGGUUCUUGCGAAAUACUGCUGCUGUGAAAUUAAACUACCGGUAGCUUGAAGUUGCUUCAAUUUCUCACUACGUAUCUUCCCCGUAAUCUUGUCGUACAUGUCAGCAUGUCUUGUUUGGUAAUAUCGCCUCACAUUGAACUCUUUAAAAACAGCUACUGUCUCUUUGCAAAUGAGGCAGACAGAGUUGUUGUAUAUUGUAGUGAAGAAAUAGUCAAAUUUCCACCUAUACUUGAAGCGUCGGCCGUCGCAGUCAACUUUUUGUUGUUGUUGACUGUCACAAUUUUAGAAAAUUGGAAGUCAAGGGUCACACGGCGUAAUGUUCCCAAGAGUGCUGCUGCCUUUUAGUGGGUAAAUGAGGAGCAGCAUUUAGUGUGUAAGCUACUUCAUAUGCUGGUAGCAGUACUGCUGACCAAUUUAUUAAGUUGGUGUGCGGGCCAGACGUUAUUGAUCUUAUGACAGAGGCUGGGGGCCGGAUGAAAUUUGACCAUGGGCCGCAUUUGGCGCCCGGGCCGCAUUUUAGACACGUCUGCUGUAACCUGAUCGACUCACAACCUUGAAAAGUAAGGGUUACAUUACGUCAGAAACUCGUUCGGUACGCCUCCGUUCCGAACCGAGCACCACGUACCGAAACGGUUCAAUACAAAUACAUGUACCGUUACACCCUUAGUAAAUACAGUGCAAUUUUGGGACUACAGAAAUUUCUAGCGCUGUCAGUGGCACCCAAUGAGUUUAUUUGUACAGAUAGCCCCCGGGUUACGAACAAGUUCUGAUCAGACACUGGCGACGUAACCCGGAUUUCCGCGUAAAUCAGAACCCUUCAAGUACCCUUAAAUAUCCACUAAAUCUCGCAAUAAAUAGCCAAAAACAUGUAUUAUACAUCACCGUACUGUCAUGGCCAAGAUGUUGAAGCUAAAUCCUAGGUAGACACCGAGCUUAGCUCCGAAAUGACGAUGUCAGAUGUCCGUGCGGUGUGUUGAUUUUAUUCAGGUGCUUAUAACAUCAACACUUGCAGAAGUAAACUAAAAUAAAUAUGAAAUUAAAUCAGUUUCAUCUUCAAUAACAGCAGUUCAAAUGUGCGUUUAUUACUAGCUGCUGAUACAGCAGUAACAAUCCACAAAAACAAUUAGCAUGUACCAGUUAGUGUCCACACAUCAUCAAAAACAAUCAAAUAAACGCACCCCAAGUAUUUGACCACAAUAGAAAACGCACAAUAAACAGUACAAAAGCUGUUAUAUACAGGUGUUCCCUCUGUGGAUGCUUCACAAGCAACAAAUGUGCGCGCAGGUCUCUCUCUCACUCGUCUGCGCGACUUCUUCGUGGGAGCAAAUGCGCACAUGCGCUCUUACUCGCAUGUCAUUAGUGCUUCCUGCAACAAAAUAAAAGCAUGCAUCACAAACCAUAAGUCAACAUUAUUUAAUAAAAAAAAAAAAAAAACAAGACUCAAGCGUCGUAAAGUCAAAAAUCACUCAAGCUGGGUACGUCGUAACCUGGGGACUACCUGUAUAAGGACAAAGCUACAGUUUUAGAUGUGACAUAUUUAUGUCACACUGCGGUUGCCAUAGUGUGCACUUCCUGUGGGUGUGGUAUUACAGUAUAAAAAGGAAUUUCUGUUAUGUCUCUGUGACAUAUAUGAUGAGAAGCACACUGAAUAAAGAAGUGUUGUUCCAUUCAAGUCUCGGCCUUACAUGUACUUAGAUCAGGGAAGUACAUGACAAAAGUCAAAAAACACGAGUUGCACUGUAAAAUGAAAACUUCCAUGUAAUGAAUGACUAUUCUAAUACGUGUUGAUUGAAAGAUAUUGCUGAAUAGACAAAUAUUAUGACAACCAAACCGGUUCCCCUCUACAGUUAUUGGACCUCCUUGUUUUGAGAAGUGAUGUCUUGUUGAUACGUACCGCUGACUCGUUAACGAAUGACAUAGUUCUUCCUGGCUUAGUUGGCCAACGCUCCUCAGGUCAAUCAUUUGUGACACGUCCAUUCACUGGACCGGUCACCUGUCAAGUCAUAUUGUAAAAUAAACACAAACAUCAUUCAUGAUUAAAAAAAAAAAUUAAAAAAAGAACUUAAUACAGCUGUCAUUCAUGAUAUUUAUAAUAUAUAUGCAUUCCAAGCAUUGAACUCUUAAUUUUUUUUCCCUUUACUGUAAACCUAAUAACUGUCAAAUGUGCCCUCCACUAUUUUUUUUAAUUAAAUACUGUCCAUUGCUCAAGCCUUUUUUUGGUCUCAUUUGCUUAACUCAUUUACACAAAAAAAAAAAUGGGGUGUUGAACUGACAUAAAAAAAUUAUGGAAAGAAUUUGCACCUGAUAAUAUUGCUUUACUUCAGCAUUUAGCAAUUGUGUUCUUUAA